AUGGCGAACACCGGGGUCUUGCCGUUUGUGCGAGGUGUGGACUUCAGUAGCAACGACUUCGGCGAUGGCAGAUUUCCUGAGUCCGUGCGUCUUAUGACUGGUAUACAAUGGCUGAAAUUGGACAAAACAAAUUUGACAGAGAUUCCAGAGGAGAUGGGCAAAUUGUUGAAAUUGGAACAUCUAUCACUUGUCAAAAACAAACUGGAACGGUUGUACGGUGAAUUGACAGAAUUGGGAUGUCUCAGAACAUUAAACAUCAGGCAUAAUAACAUUAAAUCCAGUGGUAUUCCGGCAGAAUUGUUUCACUUAGAGGAAUUGACAACCUUAGAUUUAAGUCACAACAAUUUGAAGGAAGUACCUGAAGGCCUAGAGAGAGCACGUGCCUUGCUCAAUCUUAACUUAAGCCAUAAUCACAUUGAGACUAUACCAAACACAUUGUUCAUCCAUUUGACAGACUUAUUGUUCUUGGAUCUUAGUCACAAUAAGUUGGAAACUGUGCCACCACAGACUAGGCGUUUGGCCAACUUGCAGACUUUAAAUUUGAAUCAUAAUCCUUUGGGCCACUUUCAAUUAAGACAAUUACCAUCACUAAUGAAUUUAACUGCGCUGCAAAUGCGGAACACACAACGAACGUUGAAUAAUAUACCUUCUAGUCUAGAAACUUUAACCAAUUUACAGGAACUCGACCUGUCGCAGAAUAAUUUACCCCGAGUGCCUGACGCGCUUUAUUCCUUAUCGAAUUUACGUCGUUUGAAUCUUAGCAACAAUCAAAUAACGGAACUAUCAACGGCGAUCGAGCUAUGGACAAGAUUAGAGACUCUGAAUGUGUCUCGAAACAAAUUGAGUGCAAUACCAGCUUCUCUGUGCAAGAUUUCUACGUUAAGAAGAUUAUAUUUAAAUGAUAACGAAUUAGAUUUUGAGGGCAUACCAUCUGGGAUUGGCAAGUUAUCGUCGCUGCAAGUAUUCUCUGCUGCCAAUAAUCAUUUAGAAAUGAUACCAGAAGGGCUAUGCAGAUGCGGUGCAUUAAAACAAUUAAUAUUAACGUCCAAUCGGCUGAUCACUGUUCCCGACGCCAUUCACCUUCUCACUGACUUGGAACAGUUGGAUUUGAGGGACAAUCCGAAUUUAGUGAUGCCACCAAAACCGUUAGAAGUGCAAAGAGGAUCGGGAAUCGAAUUUUACAAUAUCGACUUCUCGUUGCAGCAUCAGCUUCGUCUCGCUGGUGCUAAUGUGCCAGUUCCAGUUCAAGCCGCUAAUAGCAAAGAUCCUAUCGCGCGUAAAAUGCGACUUCGGAGAAGAAGAGAUCAGGAGGAAGCUGAUCAAGAUCAGGCUAAGAUUCUUAAGGGAAUGAAGGAUAUAGCGAAAGAGAAGAACAAGGAUAAGGAAUGUGAGGAAUCGAAAGCAGAAUCGUUAAAACCCAAACGAUGGGACGAAGCCUUGGAGAAACCACCGCUGGAUUAUUCAGAGUUUUUCGACGAAGACGCUGGUCAGAUAUCUGGCCUAUCGAUCUGGGAGAUAGAGAAUUUCCUACCAAACGAGAUCGAGGAAGUGGCACACGGUAAAUUUUACGAGGGCGACUGUUACAUCAUCCUUAAAACUGGGAUAGAUGAGGGUGGAUCGUUGACCUGGGCGAUUUAUUUCUGGAUCGGAGAAAAGGCAACAUUGGACAAAAGAGCGUGCGCGGCGAUUCAUGCCGUGAAUUUGAGAAAUUAUUUAGGCGCACAAUGUCGGACGAUCAGGGAGGAGCAGGGAGACGAGUCGGAUGAGUUUCUGAUGCUGUUCGAUUCGGGUAUCACUUAUAUCGAAGGCGGUCGUACGUCGUCUGGUUUUUAUACAGUGGAGGAUACACCAGCGAUUACUCGUUUAUACAGAGUGCACGCAGCGGGAGCAUCUAUACAUUUGGAGCCGGUUCCAAUCUGCAUCGAGUCUCUGGAUCCCGGUUAUGUGUUCGUCCUUGAUACGGGGAAUACGAUAUACAUGUGGUAUGGGAAGAAAGCGAAGAGCACACUGAAGUCAAAGGCGCGAUUGAUGGCGGAGAAAAUUAACAAAAACGAACGGAAGAAUAAAGCCGAGAUCAUAACGGAAGUCAUGAAUGCAGAGUCUGAAGAUUUUCUGCUACGCCUGGGUCUCGAGGAGGAUGAGCAAAAAGAUCGGCACAUUAUUGAACACGUGAAUCCAAAUUUUAUGCCUCUUGUGCCCAGACUGUACCAAGUUCAACUUGGAAUGGGAUAUCUGGAACUACCUCAGGUCGAGGUUCCUCACAGCAAGUUAAUGAAUACUUUGCUAAAUAACCGCAAUGUAUAUAUAUUAGAUUGCUAUUUGGAUGUAUAUGUUUGGUUUGGAAAAAAGUCGACGAGAUUAGUACGUGCCGCUGCUGUGAAAUUAUCUCAAGAGUUAUUUAAUAUGAUAGAAAGGCCGGAAUAUGCAAUGAUAACAAGAUUGCAAGAAGGCACAGAGUCUCAGAUCUUCAAGUCUAAAUUCAUCGGAUGGGACGAAGUGAUCGCUGUAGAUUUCACUAGAACUGCUGAGUCGGUUGCCAAAACCGGAGCAGAUCUUACUAAAUGGGCUAAACAACAAGAAGCAAAGGCUGACUUGGCCGCUUUAUUUAUGCCGCGGCAACCAUUGAUGUCAGCGUCCGAAGCGCAUCAACUUAUGACAGAGUGGAAUGACGAUUUGGAAGGAAUGGAGGCAUUAGUGUUGGAAGGGAAGAAAUUUGUGCGGCUGCCGGAAGAAGAAUUGGGACAUUUUUACAGCGCGGAUUGUUAUGUAUUCUUAUGUCGCUACUGGAUGCCGUUAGAUGUAGCGGAGAACGAGGACGGCGACGAACAAUACGAGGAUGAUUAUCAAUGCACAGUAUACUUUUGGCAAGGCAGAGACGCAGGAAAUAUGGGUUGGCUGACUUUUACAUUCAGUCUGCAAAAGAAAUUCAAAUCGUUGUUUGGCGAAAAUCUGGAAGUUGUGAGGACACAUCAGCAACAGGAGAAUUUAAAGUUUAUGAGUUACUUCAAACGGAAAUUCAUCAUACACCAAGGCAAACGUAAGCAGCCGAAGGUUGCGGGUAGCAACAAAGUGGAGUUUUAUCAUCUACGAAGUAAUGGUAGUGCCUUAUGUACUCGUCUAAUUCAGAUACCGGCGGAUUCGACUUUACUGAAUUCUGCUUUCUGUUACCUCUUAAAUGUGCCAUUCAACAAUGACGACGGGACCGGUAUUGUAUACGCAUGGAUCGGUUCAAAAUCUGAUCCUGAAGACGCGCGUUUAAUUGGAGAAGUUGCGGAAGAGAUGUUCAACAACCCAUGGAUAAGUUUGCAAGUGCUGAAUGAAGGGGAAGAACCAGACAAUUUCUUCUGGGUGGCACUUGGAGGAAAGAAGCCAUAUGACACUGACGCGGAAUAUAUGAAUUAUACGAGAUUAUUCAGAUGUUCCAAUGAAAAGGGAUACUUCACGAUCAGCGAGAAAUGCACCGAUUUCUGUCAAGACGACUUGGCAGAUGACGAUAUUAUGAUCCUUGAUAAUGGAGAACAAGUGUUCCUCUGGUUAGGCACUCGUUGUUCCGAAGUGGAAAUCAAAUUGGCCUAUAAAUCGGCUCAGGUGUAUAUCCAACACUUGCGUGUGAAGCAACCCGAGAGGCCUCGUAAAUUAUUUUUGACUGCCAAAGGUAAGGAAUCUAGAAGAUUCACAAAAUGCUUUCACGGCUGGGGUUCACACAAAAGACCACCGCAGUAGGAACGAGUCAGUUAUUGCAUAUAUACGCUUAUUAUCAUACGAAGUAGUUUUAUACGCAGGCAGGACAAACGCAAACGCAACAUUCUUACCAUAGGUUUGUAAUGCAUCGCGAUCUUGUCUCUCUUUGUUACUUGCGCUUUAUAUAUCGGCAUUGAACAGAAAUCAAUCCAUCACAAUAAUCUCUGUGGAUUUUCAUGCAUUUUCGAAACAAUCAAUUACAGACUUGGAGGAAUAGAUUAAACGCUCUUAUAUAACGACUGACCCUGACACAUCAAAAGACAAAUGUACACGACUCCAAUAUCUCUAAUAUCUUCUACUUUUUCAGUUAAGAUAUUUUGACACGAGCUCGUCGUAUCAUUAAUAAUAUGGUGAGGAGUUUCCGAGCGAUAUAAUGAUGAACGUGAGCAUAUAUUUGAUACUUUUGGAUGUUCACAAAGACCUUGAACUCGGGCUAUGAGGACUCUGUGUUAAUGAUUCAAUUCAUUUAUUUCUGCUCCUAUUUUUAUUAUCGUCUAGAGUCCUACUUUUAGUUCUUUCUUAUAGUGAUACUUUUACUGGCGCUCGAGUUUUGGUUUCUGCUUUGUUUUACCACUUUUAUUCUUACUCCUUUGCUGUUGGACCUCGAUCAACUCGAGCUAAAUUGCUAGACAAUACAAUUGCUCAACCAAUUUUGCACAGUUCAUUGUUUCUUGAUCAUCAAAAGUAAUAUAUGUAUUCAUUGUGAGCCUGAGCCAAAAUAUUCUAACUGGAACUAAAAAUGGAAGGCAUUGUUGAAGUUGUGUGUGUGUGUAUAUAAGCUUAGAUGCUUUCUUUUCUGUUCCACAAACAGUUUUUUGCUCUUGCAGAAGCAUAGGAAAAAAGCGAUUGGAACAUAAAGGUAAAUAAAGAAGAGAGACAGAAUUUCUCAUUCUUCUUUCUCUUUACCAACUGGGUAGUCGGACAAGGGUAGCUACUGAUUCUCCAUUGUCUACUCUUGUUAUGGUAAAAAUACCGAUUGCCGGAUAUUGCCGAACCCUAUAUUCGAACAUAUAUAGAAACUUGUCAUUAUAAUCUCAAAUGUUUUUAUUUCUAUUACAAUAUUAACGCUUUAACUAGAUCAUUUGCAUUAAUUCAUGUAUGUAAUCGUGAGGCAUAACAAAGACGUGUUAACCCUGCAUUAUUACAAUCUGACAGUUGUCCAUACACAAAUCUAUUGCGAGUUAAUUACAAAAUUAUAUAGAAAGGUUAUUUUAUAUUAAACAUAUAGUUAAACUAAAAUCCAUAUAGAUUGUUGUAAUUACAGUAGAAGUGUUGUUACAGUAGAAUCGUGAUAAUUAAACAAUUUUAUUUGCAUGGUAAUAUAUUACUUAGAAAAAUGAAGUAAAUUUUGGCUCUGUGUCGUUAAUAUCCGGCUAUUGGGACGUUUGCCAUAAAUGCUGACUUCUCUGUUCUUACGGAAGCGUACAGAUUAUAUAUCAUUAAGAGUCUGAAUCGAUUGAAAUUAAAGAGGCGAUAAUUGCUCAGUAAAUAAUGUACAUUUAAUACAUAUAACUGAUGUCUUAGUUAUGUUCCAGAACUCAAUUUGAUGGGUAGAAUAGCAUUUAAUUGAGCAAUCAGAACAAAGAGAACCAAGAUUCUUUUUUUUAUGGUCUCCCCGUCGUAAUUUCAGCUUUCCUGAGGAUAUUUACGGCUAUUUGAUAUACACUAUUUUUUUUACUCCCUUAAUCUAAAAUAAAUAAUUAUGUUCCUUUAUUCUCUUUCUUUCUAUUCUUCCUGUAUCUGUACUUCUAUUUUCAUCAAAUAUUACAUAAUCUCCAGUUACAUUCAUUCAAUCAGUGCAGUGUCAGCUCGCUACAUCUCGGAAAGAACCCCAUUGAGAUUUCUUUAUCAUGAUUGAUUAAUUGAACGUUAUUCUACCCGCCGAGUAGCAUUUCAGAACGUAGCUCUUGAUGUCACGUUUGCGGUAGUUUGGAGUAUUAUAUUUAUCCGUUAUCUGAAUAAUUGGAUAUCCGGAUAGUGUUAGAUUCGAAUAAGCCUCGAAGCUCUACUGUCAAUACACUGUACAUCAAUAUACUGUUUAAUACACAUCGUGCUUGUGUUAGACAAACUCGAAUGAGAUUUUCUGUGAUGCGUUUUUCUACUGUAUUUUCAAAUUUACUGAAAGGGAGACUUGCUUGCUUGCUUGACAAUUAUAAUUCAUGUUCUGCGUACUUAACGAGACUUUAUUUAUUUAUGCACACGUUUUCGUAUUUAUGACUUUUCGUACCGAGACUAGACUGCGUACUUGUUUUUACCUCUUGCAUCUUUGCAAAGAUUCUUCGAAUAAUAUACGACUGUACAUUUUUGAAUUGUUCGAUAAAUUGUGAUACAAAUUUUUAUCGUGGAAUUAUAAUAUUAAUGAUAGUCUCCUUCUGUGAAAGUGACAAAGUUAUCGGCUGUAAGGGAGAUAGAUCUAUUAUACGAUUUAUGUAGUUCUAAAGAAAUUAAAAUAGACCUUCUUUA
This is a messenger RNA of Odontomachus brunneus, 6204 nucleotides long. It is a transcript of the gene fliI, whose product is annotated as protein flightless-1. The record is from RefSeq and is a predicted model, not a curated record. Gene Ontology annotation, biological process: myofibril assembly; actin filament severing; barbed-end actin filament capping. Gene Ontology annotation, cellular component: cytoplasm; nucleus; actin cytoskeleton. Lineage: Eukaryota; Metazoa; Arthropoda; Insecta; Hymenoptera; Formicidae. The transcript has 22 exons. Gene Ontology annotation, molecular function: actin filament binding; phosphatidylinositol-4,5-bisphosphate binding. Bases 1 to 3723 code for a protein of 1240 amino acids.